ACAGCUAUAAAUAUUUUAAUUAUUACAGAUAGUAACUGCGCUAAAUUAGAAAUUUAAAAUGUAGAGUCGGUGCCUUAGAUAAACAUUGUUAAUCUAAGGUUGGUGCCAAUCAGAGACUGUCCUUUCUGUUGUUGUCUCUUUUUAGUGUACUCAGUUUAUAAUGGAUCACCCCAAGAACAUAACUUAUUGAUUAAAAGACAAAUGGGUAACAUUGCUGUCAUCUACGGGAAAAUCCAGCCAUUCAUUGACAGUUUGAUAUUAUAAAAUUAUUUUUUAUAAAUGUCAAUCGUUUAUUAAGCAGCUAAAAUAAAAUGCUGAAAAUUGAAAAACUGCUUGAUAGAACUACCGAUUUAAAACCUCUUAAAGCCAUAGUUCUUGGUCCACCAGCUUCAGGAAAGACAUCGUUAGCUCAAAGACUUUGUCGACAUUAUGGCGCGCAUUAUGUUAACGUUAAGACAAUGAUCGACGAAACAUUGCAAGAACUAAGCGAAAGCAUAGAAAGAGCAAAAGAAACAUUACUGCAAAUUCAAUUAAACAAAGAGAAAUUUCAUGGAACAGAAGGUGAAGUAGAAGAAGAACAACUCGGUGAAGAUACAGAUGACGAUAUAAAUACUGUUAUUAUUGAAGACUGCCAAGAUCAAAUAAAUAUGAUAACAGAUACAAUGGAAAAUAGCGAAAAUAAAAAGUUACCAGACGAGAUGGUUUGCCGCCUGAUGAAGAACUUCCUAUCAAACCCCAUUUGUCAAACGCGAGGGUUUAUUUUAGACGGUUAUCCAAAAAGUACGGAACAAGCAAUAGAACUGUUUGGUAUAAAAUCUGUAAAAAUUCAAGAAGUUGCUGAAGAAUCUCUUAAACCAGAGAGUAUAAUACCAGGUGAAGGUGCGUCUCGCGAUGUAAUGGACGCUCCACGAGAUAGUGUCCCAACCUAUAAUAUUCUAAUCAAACCUGACUAUGUCGUUGGUCUUGAUGCAAGUGAUGAAUAUCUCUGUCAACGAGUAAUGAAACUUCCACAAAAAUUAGUUUUCGGUACACAUUUCGACGAAGUUGGUAUGCUUAGAAGAUUAGCAGAAUACCACGAACAUAACCAAACAGAUAAUUCAGUGUUAAAAUUUUUCGAUGAUAAUGACAUUAACCCCAUAGUGAUAAAUUUAAUAGAUGAAGAAACUUUAGAAGAACUUACCUUAGAUGAUAUCUAUGACAUGAUUUGUAAUAUUUUCGGUGAGCCUAUUCCUGGCUUUGGAUUAACAGCAGAAGAAGAAGCAGCUAUUCGGAAAUUAGAACUGGAACAACUCAGAUUGUUAGAAGAAGAACAACGAUUGGAACAGCAAUUAAUGGAGAAGAAGGCGAAGAAGGAAUACGAAGAAAAAAUGGAAAAGUGGAAUGAAACUUUAGAAAAGUUACAAUUGGAAGAAGAGAAAGUUUUAGCAGCACAAAGUGAACCUUUGAGAUAUUAUUUGAUGAAAUACAUAUUUCCUACCUUAUCCAAGGGAUUAGUUGAGGUCGCUAAAGUUAAACCAGAAGAUCCAGUUGAUUUUUUAGCUGAAUAUUUAUUUAAGGAAAACCCUGAAGGAAAAAUGUUUGAUCCUUCGUAUACUCGCGAAGGAGAAAAGAUAUUACAACAAUAUGAAGAAGAAGUUAAACCUAUUGCUGAUUUGGCAGAACACAUUGAAUAAAUGUUAUAUUUUUUUUUAAUUAAAAAAUGUUAGAUUUCUAAAUAUAGAUAUACUACAAAUUAAUUAAAAACCU
Messenger RNA from Psylliodes chrysocephalus, 1746 nucleotides. Lineage: Eukaryota; Metazoa; Arthropoda; Insecta; Coleoptera; Chrysomelidae. The record is from the annotation of a GenBank genome assembly.